This is a messenger RNA of Owenia fusiformis, 4548 nucleotides long. Lineage: Eukaryota; Metazoa; Annelida; Polychaeta; Sabellida; Oweniidae. The record is from the annotation of a GenBank genome assembly.
AUGGAGGUGGAUGUAUAUGAACACAAUGCCACUGUUUUUCAGGAAGUGAACUCUAGUGAGACGCAUGUGGGAGAAGAUGACAGCAUGGAGGUGGAUGUAUAUGAACACAAUACCACUGUUUUUCAGGAAGUGAACUCUAUUGAGACGCAUGUGGGAGAAGAUGACAGCAUGGAGGUGGAUGUAUAUGAACACAAUGCCACUGUUUUUCAGGGAGUGAACUCUAGUAAGACACAUGUGGGAGAAGAUGACAGCAUGGAGGUGGAUGUAUAUGAACACAAUGCCACUGUUUUUCAGGGAUUGAACUCUAGUGAGACACAUGUGGGAGAAGAUGACAGCAUGGAGGUGGAUGUAUAUGAACACAAUGCCACUGUUUUUCAGGAAGUGAACUCUAUUGAGACGCAUGUGGGAGAAGAUGACAGCAUGGAGGUGGAUGUAUAUGAACACAAUGCCACUGUUUUUCAGGGAGUGAACUCUAGUGAGACACAUGGAGAAGAUGACAGCAUGGAGGUGGAUGUAUAUGAACACAAUGCCACUGUUUUUCAGGAAGUGAACUCUAUUGAGACGCAUGUGGGAGAAGAUGACAGCAUGGAGGUGGAUGUAUAUGAACACAAUGCCACUGUUUUUCAGGGAGUGAACUCUAGUGAGACACAUGUGGGAGAAGAUGACAGCAUGGAGGUGGAUGUAUAUGAACAUAAUGCCACUGUUUUUCAGGGAUUGAACUCUAGUGAGACACAUGUGGGAGAAGAUGACAGCAUGGAGGUGGAUGUAUAUGAACACAAUACCACUGUUUUUCAGGGAGUGAACUCUAGUGAGACACAUGGAGAAGACAGCACUGAGGUGGAUGUAUAUGAACAUAAUGCCACUGUUUUUCAGGGAGUGAACUCUAGUGAGACACAUGUGGGAGAAGAUGACAGCAUGGAGGUGGAUGUAUAUGAACACAAUGCCACUGUUUUUCAGGGAGUGAACUCUAGUGAGACGCAUGUGGGAGAAGAUGACAGCAUGGAGGUGGAUGUAUAUGAACACAAUACCACUGUUUUUCAGGGAGUGAACUCUAGUGAGACACAUGUGGGAGAAGAUGACAGCAUGGAGGUGGAUGUAUAUGAACACAAUGCCACUGUUUUUCAGGAAGUGAACUCUAGUGAGACGCAUGUGGGAGAAGAUGACAGCAUGGAGGUGGAUGUAUAUGAACACAAUGCCACUGUUUUUCAGGGAGUGAACUCUAGUGAGACACAUGAAGAAGAUGACAGCAUGGAGGUUGAUGUAUAUGAACAGAGUGUUUCUGUUUUUCAGGGAGUGAACUCUAAUGAGACGCAUGUGGGAGAAGAUGACAGCAUGGAAGUGGAUGUAUAUGAACAGAGUGUUUCUGUUUUUCAAGGAGUGAACUCUAGUGAGACACAUGAAGAAGAUGACAGCAUGGAGGUUGAUGUAUAUGAACACAAUGUUUCUGUUUUUCAGGGAGUGAACUCUAAUGAGACGCAUGUGGGAGAAGAUGACAGCAUGGAAGUGGAUGUAUAUGAACACAAUGCCACUGUUUUUCAGGGAGUGAACUCUAGUGAGACACAUGAAGAAGAUGACAGCAUGGAGGUGGAUGUAUAUGAACUCAAUGUUCCUGUUUUUCAGGGAGUGAACUCUAAUGAGACGCAUGUGGGAGAAGAAGACAGCAUGGAGGUGGAUGUAUAUGAACACAAUGUUUCUGUUUUUCAGGGAGUGAACUCUAAUGAGACACAUGUAAGAGAAGAUGACAGCAUGGAGGUGGAUGUAUAUGAACACAAUGCCACUGUUUUUCAGGGAGUGAACUCUAGUGAGACACAUGAAGAAGAUGACAGCAUGGAGGUGGAUGUAUAUGAACACAAUGCCACUGUUUUUCAGGGAUUAAACUCUAGUGAGACACAUGGAGAAGAUGACAGCAUGGAGGUGGAUGUAUAUGAACACAAUGUUUCUGUUUUUCAGGGAGUGAACUCGAGUGAGACGCAUGUGGGAGAAGAUGACAGCAUGGAAGUGGAUGUAUAUGAACAAAAUGCCACUGUUUUUCAGGGAGUGAACUCUAGUGAGACACAUGAAGAAGAUAACAGCAUGGAGGUGGAUGUAUAUGAACACAAUGUUUCUGUUUUUCAGGGAGUGAACUCUAAUGAGACGCAUGUGGGAGAAGAUGACAGUAUGGAAGUGGGUGUAUAUGAACAGAGUGCUUCUGUUUUUCAGGGAGUGAAUUCUAGUGAGACACAUGGAGAAGAUGACAGCAUGGAGGGAGUGAACUCUAAUGAGACGCAUGUGGGAGAAGAUGACAGCAUGGAAGUGGAUGUAUAUGAACAGAGUGCUUCUGUUUUUCAGGGAGUGAACUCUAGUGAGACACAUGGAGAAGAUGACAGCAUGGAGGUGGAUGUAUAUGAACACAAUGGCACUGUUUUUCAGGGAGUGAACUCUAGUAAGACACAUGUAGGAGAAGAUGAGAGCAUGGAGGGAGUGAACUCUAAUGAGACACAUGGAGAAGAUGACAGCAUGGAGGUGGAUGUAUAUGAACACAAUGCCACUGUUUUUCAGGAAGUGAACUCUAGUGAGACGCAUGUGGGAGAAGAUGACAGCAUGGAGGUGGAUGUAUAUCAACACAAUACCACUGUUUUUCAGGAAGUGAACUCUAUUGAGACACAUGUGGGAGAAGAUGACAGCAUGGAGGUGGAUGUAUAUGAACACAAUGCCACUGUUUUUCAGGAAGUGAACUCUAUUGAGACGCAUGUGGGAGAAGAUGACAGCAUGGAGGUGGAUGUAUAUGAACACAAUGCCACUGUUUUUCAGGGAGUGAACUCUAGUGAGACACAUGUGGGAGAAGAUGACAGCAUGGAGGUGGAUGUAUAUGAACACAAUGCCACUGUUUUUCAGGGAUUGAACUCUAGUGACACACAUGUGGGAGAAGAUGACAGCAUGGAGGUGGAUGUAUAUGAACACAAUACCACUGUUUUUCAGGGAGUGAACUCUAGUGAGACACAUGGAGAAGACAGCACUGAGGUGGAUGUAUAUGAACAUAAUGCCACUGUUUUUCAGGGAGUGAACUCUAGUGAGACACAUGUGGGAGAAGAUGACAGCAUGGAGGUGAAUGUAUAUGAACACAAUGCCACUGUUUUUCAGGGAGUGAACUCUAGUGAGACGCAUGUGGGAGAAGAUGACAGCAUGGAGGUGGAUGUAUAUGAACACAAUACCACUGUUUUUCAGGGAGUGAACUCUAGUGAGACACAUGUGGGAGAAGAUGACAGCAUGGAGGUGGAUGUAUAUGAACACAAUACCACUGUUUUUCAGGGAGUGAACUCUAGUGAGACGCAUGUGGGAGAAGAUGACAGCAUGGAGGUGGAUGUAUAUGAACACAAUACCACUGUUUUUCAGGGAGUGAACUCUAGUGAGACACAUGUGGGAGAAGAUGACAGCAUGGAGGUGGAUGUAUAUGAACACAAUACCACUGUUUUUCAGGGAGUGAACUCUAGUGAGACGCAUGUGGGAGAAGAUGACAGCAUGGAGGUGGAUGUAUAUGAACACAAUACCACUGUUUUUCAGGGAGUGAACUCUUGUGAGACACAUGUGGGAGAAGAUGACAGCAUGGAGGUGGAUGUAUAUGAACACAAUACCACUGUUUUUCAGGAAGUGAACUCUAAUGAGACACAUGUGGGAGAAGAUGACAGCAUGGAGGUGGAUGUAUAUGAACACAAUGCCACUGUUUUUCAGGGAGUGAACUCUAGUGAGACACAUGAAGAAGAUGACAGCAUGGAGGUGGAUGUAUAUGAACACAAUGCCACUGUUUUUCAGGGAGUGAACUCUAGUGAGACACAUGUGGGAGAAGAUGACAGCAUGGAGGUGGAUGUAUAUGAACACAAUGCCACUGUUUUUCAGGGAGUGAACUCUAGUGAGACACAUGAAGAAGAUGACAGCAUGGAGGGAGUGAACUCUAAUGAGACACAUGUGGGAGAAGAUGACAGCAUGGAGGUGGAUGUAUAUGAACACAAUGACACUGUUUUUCAGGGAGUGAACUCUAGUGAGAUACAUGUAGGAGAAGAUGACAGCAUGGAGGUGGGUGUAUAUGAACAGAGUGCUUCUGUUUUUCAGGGAGUGAAUUCUAGUGAGACACAUGGAGAAGAUGACAGCAUGGAGGUGGAUAUAUAUGAACACAAUGCCACUGUUUUUCAGGGAGUGAACUCUAGUAAGACACAUGUAGGAGAAGAUGACAGCAUGGAGGUGGAUGUAUAUGAACAGAGUGUUUCUGUUUUUCAGGGAGUGAACUCUAAUGAGACGCAUGUGGGAGAAGAUGACAGCAUGGAAGUGGAUGUAUAUGAACAGAGUGCUUCUGUUUUUCAGGGAGUGAACUCUAGUGAGACACAUGGAGAAGAUGACAGCAUGGAGGUGGAUGUAUAUGAACACAAUGCCACUGUUUUUCAGGGAGUGAACUCUAGUAAGACACAUGUAGGAGAAGAUGACAGCAUGGAGGUGGAUGUAUAUGAACAGAGUGCUUCUGUUUUUCAGGGAGUGAACUCUAGUGAGACGCAUGUGGGAGAAGAUGACAUCAUGUAG